Euleptes europaea (tarantolino) is the source of this 843-nucleotide messenger RNA. RefSeq names its product chromosome 17 C19orf12 homolog (gene C17H19orf12). The transcript has 6 exons. NCBI's taxonomy places the organism in Eukaryota, Metazoa, Chordata, Lepidosauria, Squamata, Sphaerodactylidae. The record is from RefSeq and is a predicted model, not a curated record. The coding region runs from base 1 to 816 and encodes 271 amino acids.
AUGACGUUUCUGCAACUUUUUGGGCGAUUGAAAUCAGUUGUUAUUGGGAUGGUCCAUGUGAAAGCACUGCCAGGAACACCUGGGAAUACUUUGCCAGUGGCUCAGAUCGCAGAAGAAGCCUGUCGGGAAGCUGAAAUUUACAGGGCUGCAGGAGUUGACGGCUUGAUUGUUGAAAAUAUGCACGAUCGUCCCUACACAGUCCGCAUUGGAGCAGAGAUUACCGCAGCCAUGACGGUUGUUUGUGCCACCGUGAAACGGGCAUGCCCUUCCCUCCCACUGGGCAUUCAGAUUCUGUGUGCUGCGAAUCAGCAAGCUUUAGCUGUCGCUCUUGCCGCAGGUCUUGACUUUAUUCGAGCCGAAGGAUUUGUUUUCUCUCACGUGGCAGAUGAAGGGAUUCUAGAUGCCUGUGCUGGAGACCUAUUAAGAUACCGGAAGCAAAUAGGAGCAGAACAUGUUCAAAUUUUUGCUGAUGUUAAGAAGAAACACAGUGCUCACGUUCUGACAGCUGACAUCAGCAUAGCAGAGACCGCGAAGGCUGCCGAGUUAUUUCUGGCUGAUGGAGUCGUGUUGACAGGAACUGCAACUGGAUUGGAGGCGGAUCCCAAAGAACUGGAAGAAGUCGGACGUGCUGUGAAGAUUCCCGUGUUGAUUGGAUCUGGAGUGACUCUGGAGAAUGUGAAAGGCUACUUGGGUGCAAAUGCCUUGAUCGUUGGUUCGCAUUUCAAGAAAGAAGGCUACUGGGCAAACGGCGUUGAUGCAGAUCGUGUGAAGAGGUUUAUGGCUCAUAUUGGUAAACUCAGAGAGAGAAAUUGCUAGCAUCUUCUGCCACAAUUGUUCUUAUCG